Molecule: messenger RNA, 1446 nt
Organism: Pararge aegeria (speckled wood butterfly)
Lineage: Eukaryota; Metazoa; Arthropoda; Insecta; Lepidoptera; Nymphalidae
Exons: 3
Coding region: 1-1446 (481 amino acids)
Source: RefSeq, a predicted model, not a curated record
AUGGAGGUUUUAUCAUCGGAAAGGUUGUUUAUUUCAGUAUGCAAAAGCCAAUACGUAUCAUCGAAACUGGGUCCGUGUGUUGACCUCAGCAGUACAUCGUUUAUAGAGCGCUUCUUUGACCUAAUAUUCACGGAGUUUCACAAUACUCCACCAGCUUGCGUUUGCAUACAAAUGUGCCCCAAACAACCGACAUACUGUUACCCGAACGGAUGUUUAAAAAGACCAGAGAGGAAGGGUGAUGAAAGCAAUUUUGUGAUUGAUUCAAUCCCAAAAUUUCAUGUUGAGGUUUCAACCAAAUCUGCAAUAUUCGGAGUUGAUCAAAAAGAUGUUGAGGGGGAUUUGCUAGAGGAGUCUGCCUUGUUCACGUCGUAUGGAGGAAUGACGGAGAGAUCAAAAAUAACCAAUUUAAUUCAUCGUUUGAUUCCAUUUAAGGAUUUAGUUUUUAAAUACAAUAAAAUACCAAAAUUGGAAAUGAAAUACAAUUUACGAGAGCAGGUUAAGAAUACGAAAUCCGAAAGAUUGAAUAAAGAGAAAAAUAUGGACAUAUCAAAGACAAGGUGGCCGUCAAAUAAACAUUUGCUACAUGGACAAUCAUCUUUAAAGAGGAUGCAUCAUUAUAAGAAAAAUGAUGGUGCAAGGCAAACUAAGUUUUUUGUGUCACUGUCUCCAGAAAACGAACCUUCAAUUUACAGUCCUGUAUUUUAUAAAAAAUAUUUGACAAAACGUGAUAGUAAUGGAAGAGCGGAGAACGCAGUUAAUGUAGAGGCUCUGUAUUUAUAUCGGACUGAUGCAACAAAUUUUACGCUGGAGAAUUAUAUCGAAAAUUUUAUAGAAGGUAGUUUAAAUAAGACAAAAAAAGAUACGAUGAGCAGUUCAAAUACAGUAGUGAACAAUACUGUUAACCAAGAGAAUUCUACAGAGACUAACAUUAACUUAACAGAUAUAAAUUUUCUACUAGAUGAUGAUAAAAAUGCCAAUUCCAUCUUAAACAAUGCGGUGGUAAAUAUAAUUUCAAUGGACUCUACAAAAGAGGAUAUAGAUGUUAAUAAAUACUCACAUGACACUAAUAUGACAAAUCACAAUAUAUUUUUAGAACUAAUAGCAAACAUGUCUAAGAAAAUUGAAUUGCAAAAUCAGGCAAGUUUAGAAUUUAUCGGACGUGUAAUGGGUACUAAACAAAUGAUGUUGAAUGAAUUUGAUACCUCACAUAAACGUGUACGAAAUAACAUUACGACAAGUAAUAUUACUGUUACAGAAAGUAUUAUUGAAUUGGAAAAUUUUACAAAUAUUAUUUUAUUCACAAUAGAGCCUAAGACAGGAAAAAAUAACUCUAAUCUACAGUUCAGUACUACGGAAAAGCCAGUUGUUCCUGUUACAAGAACUUCCAUUUAUAGGAAAAGUAAGAAAAGAGUUAUACGAAAAUUAAAACCGAGAAAAAUAAAUUAA